AUGUUGGACGAAUGGCUAGGCCGCAAUCCGGAUACUUUCGAGGGUGUUCCUGAGACCGCGCUCUCGACCAAAGGAUGUCUUGAGGUCAUAAUGCUUGCCAUGCAGUCUAUCCCACCAUAUCUCCGACGACCAGAAUGCUUUCAGAUCGAUUUCUGGGACUACAACUAUCAGAAUAUAUUCAUCGACGGCGACUGCAAUAUCACGGGUAUACUAGAUUGGGAUGGUGAUCGAGCCGUGCCGCAAGAGAUAGGCUGCACCCGCUGUCCUUCGUAG
Messenger RNA from Cladophialophora bantiana CBS 173.52, 273 nucleotides. RefSeq lists its product as uncharacterized. The record is from RefSeq and is a predicted model, not a curated record. The transcript has a single exon. Lineage: Eukaryota; Fungi; Ascomycota; Eurotiomycetes; Chaetothyriales; Herpotrichiellaceae. The coding region runs from base 1 to 273 and encodes 90 amino acids.